This is a messenger RNA of Cryptomeria japonica (Japanese cedar), 4711 nucleotides long. RefSeq names its product receptor-like protein kinase BRI1-like 3. Gene Ontology annotation, molecular function: protein kinase activity; ATP binding; protein binding. The record is from RefSeq and is a predicted model, not a curated record. Gene Ontology annotation, biological process: protein phosphorylation. The transcript has a single exon. Gene Ontology annotation, cellular component: plasma membrane. Lineage: Eukaryota; Viridiplantae; Streptophyta; Pinopsida; Cupressales; Cupressaceae. Bases 450 to 4160 code for a protein of 1236 amino acids.
AUGAUAUAUACAAUGUGUAUAUGUGUCCAUUACUUACGGUAGGGUUUAUGGUUUGGCUUUCUAAGUCAUUGUACUGAUAAGCCAAACUGUCCCGAACCUAACAUUUAGCAUCCAGUUGGAACGUGGACUUUUGUUUAGUACUAAAUAGAAAUAUAUAAAGCCCGAUACCCAAUGGGGAAUAAAUAAAUAAAUGAGAAGUAGGACUAGAUGGGGCAUGCAUAGAUAGAUAGAUGUAGGCUUUGUUGAUGUUUUCACCCUCCUCAAAGUCUUGUAAUAUGUGUGGAAUAAUGGAUUCAGAUGCAAGGUUUGGGAAUACAGAAGUAGCAGUAGCAGAGCUAGGAGGAGAAUCGAAAGAAAGUGGCAUAAUCUACAGAUAGAAGUGGUACAUACUGUUUAUAAUAUAACCCCAUUAGUGCAGUCCAAUUGUAUUGAUUGCUAAAGUGUCUACAAUGGGCAGCAGUGGUCAGAGGAUUGGAUCGUGGAAGUGGGAUUGGAUGGUCUUCUUGGUUGUGAUGGAUUAUGUCAUACGAGGAGCUCAAGCUGCUGCUGAUGGGGUGUUGAGAAAGGAUGCAGAGGGUCUGAUUGAGUUCAAGAAAGGAGUUACAGAUGAUCCACAGGGAGUUUUGAAUGGAUGGGUAACGAAAUAUGAUGGUAAUCCAUGUACUUGGUAUGGAGUUAAGUGCUCUCUGGGGAGAGUAACAUCGGUUGACCUCAGCAAUGCAGGGGUUACAGGGAAUUUGCGGGUUGAAGAGCUUGUAUCAGUGUUGGAUAAGCUUGAUACUCUUGUUUUGAAAGGAAACAACUUUACAGGGGAUAUUGGGUCUAAUCUGAAUGUUACAAAGGGGAAUGGUUGCAGCAUCAAGGUAUUUGAUUUGUCAGACAAUCAUUUAUCAGGGAUCCUCCCCAUGGAUUUCCUGAGUUCCUGUCAGGAGCUGGUUUCACUGAAUAUGUCCCACAACUCUAUCACAGCUGCUACAAGAGGGACUGGUUCUGCUAGUUUAGGGUCAUCAGUAAAAGUGGUGGAUCUCUCGCGCAAUCUUCUAUCAGGUGACAGCUUUCUUUCGGGUAUCCUUGCUAAUUGCCAAAGUUUGGAGCAUUUGGACCUCUCCUACAACAGGCUCAACGGCAGCCUCCCCCAGGGGAUUGGCCAAUGCGCCUAUCUGGUAAGUCUCAAUCUCUCUUCGAAUUUGUUCACAGAUGGAAUACCCAAAGACCUUGUUAUAAGCAUCCACAACAGCGACUGCAAUGGUGGGAAUUGCAGUCUACAGUCAAGGCUGCAAUUACUUGAUCUGUCAAACAACAACAUUUCUGGACCGCUUUCGGCAUUGGAGUUGGGGGAUUCGUGUGGCCAAUUGACAGUCCUAAACUUGUCCUCCAAUUCCCUCACAGGGAAAAUCCCUUCUCAUUUAGGCAACUGCAAGAGCCUAAAACUGCUCAACCUGUCUGCAAACAAAUUGAGUGAUACAAUACCUGCAUCCCUUGGGGGUCUAGCCAGUAUAGUACAGCUUUUAGUUUCUAAAAACAAUCUAAAUGGAAACAUUCCUCCAGAGCUGGGCGGCAUAUGCCCAACUGUACAGGAGCUCGAUCUUUCAUCCAAUACCAUUAUAGGAUCAAUACCUUCUUCCUUUGCUGCUUGUUCUUCGCUUCGCAUCAUUAACCUCAGCAAUAAUCAGCUUUCAGGAAAAUUCCUUGGUGAUCUGAUCGGAAGUCUCCAGUCUCUGAAGGCAUUGUACCUCUCUUACAACAAUCUGACAGGGUCAAUACCCCUUUCUCUCACGAAUUGUACCACAUUGGAAGUCUUGGACUUGAGUUCAAACAAUAUUUCUGGCACCAUCCCACCAGGUAUUUGUACCCCUUCCUCUUCGUUACAAAGGCUGUAUCUUCCUGACAACCACCUGACAGGUCAGCUGCCUCAAGAACUCGCCAACUGCCGUAAUCUUCGCUCCAUAGAUUUCAGUUUCAAUAACUUGAAUGGGGCGAUUCCUGCGGUAUUGGGUUCACUUCCAUAUUUGCAAGACCUGAUCAUUUGGCUCAACCAGCUCACAGGAGAAAUCCCUGAGAAAAUAUGCAGCAGUGGAAGCUUGGAGACUCUUAUCCUGAAUCACAAUUCCAUCACAGGAAAAAUUCCUGAUGGCCUUGCAAACUGUCCCAACCUCGUAUGGAUUUCUCUCUCCAGCAACAGAUUGAAUGGUUCCAUACCGUCUUCACUAGGUCAAUUGGAUAAGUUGGCAAUACUUCAGUUAGGCAACAACUCUCUUUCUGGUAAAAUUCCUUCGGAGCUUGGUAACUGUAGAAGUUUGAUAUGGCUGGAUGUUAACAGUAACAUGUUAGAGGGUUCCAUACCUGCAGCACUUGCACUGCAAUCAGGACAUAUAGUAGCUGGACGUGUUGCUGGAAAAUUGUUUGCAUUUGUAAGAAAUGAAGGUGGGACUUCCUGCAGGGGAGCUGGGGGACUUCUGGAAUUUUCCGGGAUUCGACAGGAGCAGCUCUUACAGUCUCCCAUGUUACAUUCUUGUCCAUUCACCAGAGUCUACUUAGGGGUCACAAUGUACACAUUUACAAAUAAUGGUACACUGAUAUACCUUGAUUUGUCCUACAACUCCCUUUCUGGGACUAUUCCAGAAGAGUUUGGAACUAUGUAUUAUUUGCAAGUUCUCAAUUUAGGACACAAUAAAAUCACUGGGCCAAUUCCAAUGACCUUUGGAGGUCUAAAGCAAAUUGGUGUCUUAGACAUGUCUCACAAUAAUCUACAAGGAUUCAUCCCUGGAUCACUAGGUGGGCUCUCAUUCUUAAGUGAUUUAGAUGUAUCCAACAACAAUCUUACAGGACCCAUCCCUUCCUCAGGUCAGCUCAUGACAUUCCCUGCUGCAAGAUAUGACAACAAUUCAGGUCUCUGUGGUUUACCACUUGAUCCGUGUGGAACUCACCAACCCAGAAAUAGUGCAGACUCUUCACAUCAAUCAUCUGAAUCAGGUCGUGAUGGAAAAGCACGAGCAUCUUUGGCAGGAAGUGUGGCAGUGGGAUUAGUGUUCUCUCUGUCAGUAAUCAUUGGGCUCAUUUUUGUUGCUGUUAAAACCCGAAAGCAGAAAAAACAAGAAGAUAUGAGAGACAAAUACAUGGACAGCCUACCCACUUCAGGAAGUGGUAGUUGGAAGCUAUCUGGGGUUCUAGAGCCCUUAAGCAUAAAUGUUGCAACAUUUGAAAAACCGCUGAGAAAGCUUACAUUUGCUCACCUACUUGAAGCCACAAAUGGAUUCAGUGCAGAUAGCUUGAUUGGAUCGGGAGGCUUUGGAGAUGUAUACAAGGCUCAAUUAAAAGAUGGAUCUGUUGUGGCAAUAAAAAAACUUAUACAUGUGAGUGGUCAGGGGGACAGAGAAUUCACAGCAGAGAUGGAAACUAUAGGGAAAAUCAAACACAGGAACCUUGUUCCUCUCCUAGGUUACUGCAAAGUGGGGGAAGAGAGGUUACUUGUUUAUGAAUAUAUGAAAUGGGGAAGUCUAGAAACAGUACUACAUGAGAAAAUUAAAGGAAGCAGCACUCUUGAUUGGGCUGCAAGGAAAAAAAUUGCUAUUGGUUCUGCUAGAGGAUUGGCAUUUCUUCACCACAGUUGCAUUCCCCUCAUAAUUCACAGAGACAUGAAAUCAAGUAAUGUCCUUCUGGAUGAGAACAUGGAAGCUAGAGUUUCAGAUUUUGGGAUGGCCAGGCUUAUGAAUGCACUAGAUACUCAUUUGAGUGUCAGCACCCUGGCUGGUACUCCUGGUUAUGUACCACCAGAGUACUACCAGAGUUUUCGAUGUACAACAAAAGGAGAUGUUUAUAGCUAUGGUGUUAUCUUGUUAGAACUUCUCUCAGGGAAAAGACCCAUUGACCCUGUUGAGUUUGGCGACAAUAAUCUAGUUGGGUGGAUGAAGCAAAAUGUGAAGCUGAAAAAGUUUCUAGACAUAUUUGAUCCAUUGCUAAUUAAAGACAAAUCUUUACAGAUGGACCUGAUUCAACAUCUCAGAAUUGCCUGUGAAUGCCUAGAUGAUCGCCCCUGGCGAAGGCCUACCAUGAUCCAAGUUAUGGCUAUGUUCAGAGAGCUUCAAACAGAUGGAGAAGCAGAACCAGAUGGAUUCACUCUACCAGAUGAAGUGGUUGUCCCUGAGGAAAGCUCCUCCUGAGGCUCUCCUUUCAUUCUCAGUUCUGUCAUUUUUUUGUACAACGCAUUGCAUUUACUUGCUCCUGAUAAUUUUGUAGAUUACAUGUGUAAAUAAUACAAUAUAGCAGUGAAACAAAAUCCUACUGCAUUCAUACCACCAAGCACAUACAUGCUUGUAGCAUAAUGCAGGUGAUACGCAAAUGAAAUAUGUUUUUAUCACCACCACCCUUGAAUCAUAUAUAGAUGUAAUGUUUGCCCAGAGCAGACAAGAAGACAGAUUGAUUGACAUUAGAUCCAAGGCCAUCAUCAUGCUUUGGAUCUCUGGUAAAAUGAUGAUGAUGGUGUUGUGGAUGAUUUUCAUAGCUUUGCUUACUGUUACAUUCAGAAAUUUUGGAUUAGGAAGGAAUUAUAGAAUAUUCCUGAAUGCUUGAAAUUGACACUGUGCUCUGUACAGGAUCAGCCAUACAACAUAGUCACCUUACUCUAGUCUUAUUGUACCCAUCCAAUACAACUCAAUGUAAUAAGAUUGUUUCCUGACUAAAUAAUAUUAAUAAUACUUUUUUUAAUAAAUGC